UAAAUUUUUUUUUUCAGAUUAUAUUGUCGCAGUUGUGAAAAAAAAUGGGUGCAUUAUUUCGUAGUGAAGAGAUGGCAUUAUGCCAGCUCUUUAUACAACCUGAGGCUGCAUACUUUUCCGUAUCUGAACUAGGUGAAACAGGAACUGUACAAUUUAGAGAUUUAAAUGCCGAUGUAAAUUCCUUUCAAAGAAAGUUUGUCUCCGAAGUACGUCGAUGUGAUGAAAUGGAACGAAAAUUACGUUAUAUAGAAGCCGAAGUAAAUAAAGAUAAUGUACAUGUACCGGAAGUUGCCGAAAUACCACGUGCACCAAAUCCUCGUGAAAUAAUUGAUUUGGAAGCACAUUUAGAAAAAACCGAAAAUGAAAUUUUAGAAUUAAGUCAUAAUGCAGUUAAUUUAAAAACCAAUUACCUCGAAUUAACUGAAUUAAAACAUGUAUUAGAAAAAACACAAGUAUUCUUCACUGAAAAGGAAGAAAUUAAUGGCAUGGAUUCAUUAACACGAGCUUUAAUUACCGAAGAACAACCCGCUGCAGCUCAACAAUCUGGUGCAAUACGGGGACGACUUGGUUUUGUUGCUGGUGUUGUUGAACGUGAACGAGUGCCUGCGUUUGAACGAAUGUUAUGGCGAAUAUCUCGUGGUAAUGUGUUUUUGCGACAAUCUGAAUUGGAUAAACCAUUAGAAGAUCCCCAUACUGGAAAUCAAUUAUAUAAAACUGUGUUUGUUGCUUUCUUCCAAGGAGAACAAUUAAAAUCACGUAUUAAAAAAGUUUGCGCAGGAUUUCAUGCUUCGUUGUAUCCUUGCCCAAGCUCUCCCAGUGAACGACAAGAGAUGGUUACUGGUGUAAAAACAAGAUUGGAAGAUUUAAAUAUGGUUUUAAAUCAAACACAAGAUCAUAGGCAGCGUGUUUUAGUUAGUGUGGCAAAAGAAUUAUCAAAUUGGAGUAUUAUGGUACGCAAAAUGAAAGCGAUUUAUUAUACAUUAAAUUUAUUCAAUAUGGAUGUCACAAAAAAAUGUUUGAUUGGUGAAUGUUGGGCUCCAGUAAAUGAUUUAACGACUGUACAAAAAGCAUUAGCUGAUGGUUCCAGUUCUUGUGGUAGUUCCAUUCCAUCAUUCUUAAAUGUAAUUGAAACAUCGGAAAAUCCACCCACUUUCAAUCGCACAAAUCGGUUUACGAGAGGUUUCCAAAAUUUGAUUGAUUCAUACGGAGUAGCAAGUUAUCGGGAAGCGAAUCCAGCUCUGUACACAAUCAUCACUUUUCCAUUCUUAUUUGGUGUAAUGUUUGGCGAUACUGGACAUGGAAUAAUUUUAACAUUAUUUGGAGCAUAUAUGGUUAUUUAUGAAGCGAAAUUAUUAAAAAAGAAAACAAAUAAUGAAAUAUGGAAUAUAUUCUUUUCGGGUCGUUAUAUAAUAUUACUUAUGGGCUUUUUCUCAAUGUAUACGGGUAUCGUUUAUAAUGAUGUCUUCUCAAAGUCGAUGAACAUAUUUGGAUCAGAAUGGCAUGCUAAUUAUAAUUCUAGUACUAUACAGGAAAAUAAAUUGUUACAAUUAGAUCCAAAAAAUCUAUACUCAGGGAAGCCGUAUCCUAUUGGUUUGGAUCCAAUUUGGCAGCUAGCAGAAAACAAGAUUAUGUUCCUUAACUCAUACAAAAUGAAAUUAUCAAUUAUUUUUGGUGUAUCACAUAUGAUUUUCGGAGUUUGCGUCAGUGUUAUUAAUCAUGUACAUUUUGGAAAUAUUAGCAGCAUCAUUUUGGAAUUUAUUCCACAAUUGAUAUUUUUAUUGCUAUUGUUCUUUUACUUGGUUGCUUUAAUGUUAACAAAGUGGAUCAUGUAUAGUGCAGCUUCACCCGAUUACACACUCACACCAACAUGUGCACCAUCUGUGUUAAUUAUAUUCAUAAAUAUGUUACUAUUCAAAAAUUCAGAUCCACCUCCAGGUUGCGAUAGAUUCAUGUAUGAAGGGCAAGAAACUGUACAACGUACAUUUGUUUAUAUUUCAUUAUUAUGUGUUCCGGUUUUAUUGUUUGGAAAACCAUUUUAUAAUCAUUUCAAAAAGAAUAAAAAGGCCCAUAGUCAAACUACAUUUACAAAUGGGGAUGUAAAUCAAGGAAUUGAAUUACAACAAACAGAUAUUAUAGAAGCAUCAAAAUCAACACCAGUAUCACAUGAUCACGAGGAGGAAACGUUAAGUGAACAAUUAAUUCAUCAAGCUAUUCAUACGAUUGAAUACGUUUUAAGUACAGUAUCACAUACUGCAUCAUAUUUGCGGUUAUGGGCUUUAUCAUUAGCUCAUGCACAAUUAUCUGAAGUAUUAUGGAAGAUGGUAUUGCAGCAUGGUUUGUCAGGUACAUCACCCGUCGGUGGCAUUGCAUUAUUUGUAAUUUUUGCAUUUUGGGCAAUGUUUACAAUUGCUAUUCUUGUUAUGAUGGAAGGUUUAUCUGCCUUCUUGCAUACGUUACGUUUACAUUGGGUAGAAUUUAUGAGUAAAUUCUACACAGGUUUGGGUUAUCCAUUCCAUCCAUUUUGCUUCAAGGCGAUUUUAGAUGAAGAAGCACAAGCAUCAGACGAAUAACAGUGGCCUAAAGCCUCUAAGGCAGCAAGCUAUCUGUUGCUGAAGGAGCUACUUGAAUCCUCGAAUACUGUUGAUACGUCUAUUGAAAAUGUUGAAACACCACCCAGGUAGUCCAAUAUGUACCUAAAACGAGGUGCCUUAUUAAAUUAUAUAUAUUAUAGAUUGUUAUAAAUUUUAACUAUUCCAGAUUUUUAUUUUCAUUUAUUUUUGUUUAAAAGACAAAUUUUAUUUUCGUCUUGACUUUAUCAGUUUUUGUCGAAACAUUAUACCAAGCUCCGGUCAAAAAUCUAGUGAUUUUCGUCAAAAAUCGGUAGUUAUAGCCAACAUAUAGCACGAAAACUACUUUUGUUUUGCAAAGUUGAAAAUUUAACAGGGUUUUAAUAUUAUAUUAAAUAAGAAAGACAAAGCCGAUCUAUCAGGUCAAAGUUAAAUUUAAAAAGACUGAUCAGGAAGGUCUUUUUCAUGUAAAUAUGGGAACCUAAUAUAUCGCGAGCUUUCGGAAACUCUCAAUGCUGUUACCGACAAACAUCUGACAGAAUCAGAACACGAUAAAUGCUUUGAUGUCUUUGAUGAAAAUAACUUGAUUUUUGACGGCAGCUUCUAAUCUCAAACAACAUAUAAGUAUUAUUACUUUUAUGUGUCAAAUCAUUUGAACAUGAAUUUUUUCAAUCAUUCCAUAAUUUUUAAUAGAAAGAGUGUUAUGUAAAAGUGUAUAACAUUUUUCAGUGAAUUAUUUUAAUUUA
Chrysoperla carnea is the source of this 3313-nucleotide messenger RNA. It is a transcript of the gene Vha100-2, whose product is annotated as V-type proton ATPase 116 kDa subunit a1. The record is from RefSeq and is a predicted model, not a curated record. Gene Ontology annotation, biological process: proton transmembrane transport; vacuolar acidification. Gene Ontology annotation, cellular component: vacuolar proton-transporting V-type ATPase complex; plasma membrane; vacuolar proton-transporting V-type ATPase, V0 domain. Gene Ontology annotation, molecular function: proton-transporting ATPase activity, rotational mechanism; ATPase binding. Lineage: Eukaryota; Metazoa; Arthropoda; Insecta; Neuroptera; Chrysopidae. The coding region runs from base 45 to 2570 and encodes 841 amino acids. The transcript has 10 exons.